CUUCCUGAUAUGCUAUGUCAGGCGGUAUUUGAAAUAUAGUAACAAAAGAAAAAAUGUACUAUGUCGAUACAUAAUCUUUCCUUCCCAUUUAUAAUGGCCUUGACACCUUUCUGAUAGCCUGAGGAAGAUCAGGAAUGCCCUAAACCUCAGGUAGAGACAUAUAUACCAUGGAGAUUUUUCAGGUCACCAAGGAAAAGUGGGGUUCUGAUUCCAAGAGAUUCACAAUAAUUUUUGUUGUGUGCUGUAUAGUUUUUCCUGGGUCAAUUAUGGUCUCUAUGAUGUAUAGAAACUCAAUCUUUGAUCUUAGUCAAGUCUCUGAAGGAAGUGCUCAAAAUUCUACUGCUUUAGGAGUUGAUUCAAGAAAAGAUUCCACUGUACCUGCAAGCAGUCAUGAAGGUAAGAUUCUUCCAAAUGGAACUUCAGAACCAGAUUCAACAAAUGUUUUAUCUGAACCCACCAGAAAGCCUGAUGAAGAAAUGCUAAAUGGAACUUUAUUUCCUGAAGUUGGAAAUGGAUCAGGUUCAAAAAUGGAGCCCUCUCAGUUUACAAGCCUGGCUAGUGAUAAAUUGCUUGAUGGACUCGUACCUCCUGGUUUAGAUGAAAGAUCCUGUUCAAGCAGAUAUCAGUCUAUCCUAUAUCGAAAAACUUCACCCCGUAAACCCUCGCCUUAUCUCCUUUCAAAACUACGCGGAUAUGAAAAACUUCAUAAACAAUGCGGACCUUACACAAAAUCCUUCAACAGGACAUUAAAAAGACUUGAUGCGAAACGAACAAGCAGUCGCAGUAAGUGUAAUUACAUUGUCUGGGUACCUGCAAAUGGCUUGGGGAACAGGAUAAUAAGCAUGGCUGCAACCUUCCUAUAUGCUCUACUAACAAACAGAGUGCUUCUUGUUGAUCACGGACCAGACAUGGCUGAUCUCUUCUGUGAACCGUUUCCUAAUACCACGUGGUUAUUGCCCAAGCACUUUCCUCUCAGGAACCAUUGGAAAAUGAGGUACGCUAAUAGUUUUGGAACCAUGUUACAAGCUGGCACCAUAAAUAUGACAAUGGACUCACCUCCAUCGCAUCUGUAUCUUAAUCUAGAUCAUAGUACCUAUGAUCUUGACAAGAAGCUAUUUUACUGCGAUGAAACCGAAGCUUUUCUCAGGAAAAUCAAUUGGCUGUUUAUGUUGUCAGACCAAUAUUUUGCACCUUCUUUCUUCCUCAAUCCAUCUUACAGGGAAGAGGUAAGUAAAUUAUUCCCUGAAAAGGAAACUAUUUUCUAUCACUUGGGUCGCUACCUUUUUAAUCCCUCAAAUCAGGCAUGGGGUCUAAUUACCAGAUAUUUUGAUGCAUAUCUUGCCAAGGCAGAUCAAAGGGUUGGCAUCCAAGUAAGAGUAUUCAGACCUGAAAGCACUCCAUUUCAAACAGUUUUUGAUCAAAUAUUAGCUUGUACUUUGAAAGAAAAGAUCCUACCAGAAAUAGAAACACAAAAACCUGAAGCUUAUUCCCAAUCAAGAAAUAAGACCUCAAAAGCGAUUCUAGUAACAUCUUUACAUUCUGAGUUCUAUGGAAAUUUAAGUAGUCUGUAUUGGACAAGAGCAACUGCAACAGGUGAAGUUAUUGGGGUUUAUCAGCCGAGCCAUGAAGAGUAUCAACAUUUUGGAGAUAAUGUGCACAGCAUGAAAGCAUGGGCUGAAAUAUAUCUGUUAAGUUUAAGUGAUGUUUUGGUGACCAGUGCUUGGUCUACUUUUGGGUAUGUAGCUCAAGGUCUAGGAGGUUUAAAGCCAUGGAUUCUGAAGAAGACAAAUAAAGAUAAAAUCCCAAACCCACCUUGUAUGAGAGACUUGUCUAUGGAGCCUUGUUUUCACUUCCCUCCAAAGUAUGAUUGCCAAGGAAAGCUGAAGUUUGAUACCAGUGCCCUUCUUCCUUGUUUGAGACAAUGCAAGGACCUAGCUUCGGGAGUCAAGCUGGUUGCGGAUCACAAUGAGCUAUAGACGGACAAUGAAAGUUUGUCAUGUUUGCAACUCAAAUUGAUCUUUAGCCAGCAGAGUUGAAAAGUUGUUUCUUUUGUAAUGAAUUUGGACAUCUAGUCUAGUGUUUGUAAAGAGUUUCUGCAGGUUCUUACAGUAGCCCUUGUGCCUCUUGCAAAGUUGUGAGAACUUAAAGAUGGAUUCUGAUCUUGAUUAGUUAUAGCAGAAAUCAUUUAAUAAUCUUGUUAUGGAAAACCCCAUAAAACAAUAUCCAUAUUCUGCAUAAUUUGGAAUGUUAA
This is a messenger RNA of Ricinus communis (castor bean), 2251 nucleotides long. RefSeq names its product probable fucosyltransferase 7. Gene Ontology annotation, biological process: xyloglucan biosynthetic process; cell wall biogenesis. Gene Ontology annotation, molecular function: galactoside 2-alpha-L-fucosyltransferase activity. Gene Ontology annotation, cellular component: membrane; Golgi apparatus. The transcript is spliced from 3 exons. The record is from RefSeq and is a predicted model, not a curated record. Lineage: Eukaryota; Viridiplantae; Streptophyta; Magnoliopsida; Malpighiales; Euphorbiaceae. Bases 168 to 1976 code for a protein of 602 amino acids.